This is a messenger RNA of Cuscuta europaea, 7209 nucleotides long. The record is from the annotation of a GenBank genome assembly. NCBI's taxonomy places the organism in Eukaryota, Viridiplantae, Streptophyta, Magnoliopsida, Solanales, Convolvulaceae.
ACUACCGACGGGUGGAGAAGAACUCGAAUUUAACACCAACUCUAACGCUAUCUACCCUCGACCUACACCCAUAAAUAUCACCCUCAGACCUGCGAAUUCUUCCAUUCCCAACCAGAGUUCGACACUCACACACAUAUAUAUACAUACACGUAUAUAUGUAUAUGAAAAACGCAACACUUCGUUUUAGCCAAAACAGAACCGUAAAAAUACUCUAAAAACCUUCCCCUUCGUGAUACGAAUCCAACGGAAAAAGAAUCGUUGAAAACGGUCGUGAAACGAGAGAGAUAUCGCUCGCCGGAGUUGCAAGUUGUGGAAGCGGGUCUUUAUAAAAAGCAGAUAUUUUGCUGUAGAUAGGGGUGGAGGAGCUUCGUCUCGCCGCAAGGAUCAUUUUGCAACUUGAAUCGUCGAAAUCCGUUAUCUGUGCUCAUUUAGAGACUGGAAUUGAGGAAGAGAAGUAGGAGCAUUUGGAUUUAAGGUAAGUUUCACGUCAACCGAAAUUAGUUCUUUUUCUUCGUGUUUUCUUUCAAAUAUUUUUGUGUGCAUAUUUGAGAAUUGAAUUUAUGUGUGCUGAAUUUGAGUGAAUAUUAUUAUACGAAAGGGUUGUAUUUGAGAUAUUAGUUUAUAUAUUAUUUUAUUGAUAUGAGUUAUUGUAUAUGAUUUUGGGAGAUUUUGUAAUAGUACGUAAAUUUCUUAUCCUUGUGGAAUUUGACAAAAAGGAAAUUUUUAAGGUACGAACUUCGAAUGAUUUUGAGAAGACAAAGAAGAAUAAAUAUUUUCAUAAAGAGUGGGCAUCGCGGGAGAAAUCCGUGGUGUCGGUUUUCCACGUCCCUUAAAAUGUGGAGGGUGGUUAGGUCUACUACUACUCAAUUUUUGUUGGUUUUGGUUUGAGGUGAAUUGACGGUCGGUAGAAAACAUCCCGGCUUUUGAGUAGUAGUGGUAGUAGUAGCUUCUAAUCAUUCAGUUUUUGAGGUGGGAUAGUUGGUAGAAAACAUCCUGACUACCCGGAUCGACUUACUAACCCGGAGGGCUUGGAAUACCUUUAGGGGGUGUGCACACUUAAAGUAGUUGUUUCCGUUUCCAAGGAGCAGUUGUGGUACCGGCGAUAGUUCCGGGGUGGCCGUACAUAACAACGGACCACCGGGCUCAACCAAAGUGUUGAGCACCGCCCUUCUAAAUUAUUAGGAAGUUAGAUACAAAGUGAUUUUGGGAGAAAUUCAAAAGAGGAGAAGUUUGGUGUUUCAUGUAUUUUGGAAUUAUUAUGGUUUACAAGUUAACUAUGUGAUUGGGAUUUUAUAUAGAUAUCGUUUACUUAGGAUUUAUGGUUUAUAAAGUGUUUUGAAAAAUAUUUUAUGAGGUUGUACGAAUUUAUAUAUAGUAUUUAUUAUUAUUUUAAAAGGUUAGGUGGAACUUACUUAGCAUUAUUGCUAAUGUUUGUUUCUUUUAUUUUUCUUUCUGUACAUGAUUUUUGUACAGAUGUUGAGUUGAUCGAUGUUGAAGUUGAUUUCGAGAGAGAGAGCUUUCGCUAGAAAACAUUAUUAGUAAAUCAUUGUAAAUUUCUUUUCAAUAACUUUAAUCAGUGAGUUUUUGAUUUUGAAGUUUAAGUUGUUUUAGCUUGUGCACUCGGUUAAGAGAGAACCGAGUGUGGCGGUAGCACCCCUAUUUCCCUUUGAAUUUUCCGCUGCACAUUUUGUGAUGUUUUCAAAUAAAGCUAAUAAUACUUUCCAAUAAAUCGUUAUUUAAAUGUAUUUUUGGGUGAGAAAUUUGGGGGUGUUACACGGAGGGAGUAUAAGUUAUUUACGGAAAAUUAUAAGUCACCGGAGUAUUUUGAGAAGGUUUUUCAAUAGUUGGGAUUAUUUUGAGAUAAUUGAUAAUUUGAAUUAUUUCAAGCAGAUCACUCAUAGUUGGGAUUAUUCUUAUCCAUAUUUUCAAAUAAGUAAGACUGGAGUUACUUUUUUGGAUGGAAUUGCUAAAGAAGAAUAUUUUAAUUAUUUCUCAUAUAUUUUUUCUUUAUUUAUUAAUAAUUAUUCUGAAAAAUAUGUAUAUUUUUUCACAAUUUAGUAGAUUAAGUCAAUUCAAUUCCAACCAGAACUUCAUCAAUUUUAAUAUAUUCAGGCAAUUCAGCCAAUUUAAGUGUUAACAAAAUAAGUCUUAACAAUUUUCAGCGACCAAGUAAAAAAUAUUAAUACCUUUUUCAUUCCCUUAGAUUAACAAGUAGUUGGGUGGUGUGCUGAGAGAUUGAGGGAAAGAUAAAGCAAGGGAUGUGGAUUGAAUUCCCAUGUCCUACAACUUUGUUUUUUGAUUGCUCUAGCCUAUAACUUUUUUUUUAAAGCAAAAGAAAGGAUUACUCAUGUAACAGUUUACAGAACAUAGUUUAUAUAUAUGCUCCCGCCUAUAACUAUAUGUACAAUAAUGAUAUAGAAAAAUAAUAAAAAUUUCUUAAACUUUGAAGGGGUGUGAGGUAAACACCCUAAACUUGUAUAUGUAAUUUAAACACUCCAAACUAUAUAUAAGAAGUUAUUUUCGCACCAUUGUCAUGUAUUAUUUCUUUCGAAAAUGUAAAUUUAUGGGGUUAAUUGCAUAAUUUAAAAUAGCAAAUUAAAAGUGUUGCAAUUAUAUAGAUUGGAGGUAAUGAUAGCCGUUAUAUUUACAUGUGUUUAACAUAAGUAUUUAUAAGUUUUUGUUGAAGAAAAGAAGACAAAUUGAGAAAAUACCUUCAAAAUGAGAGCUAAAGCAUAAAACAUUGUGAUGAAUGGCUUUUGGGACCAAAAGGAUGACGUUCUGCCCAAAAUUUGAGUAUAACUUAUUGUAGAGAACUCAAAAUCACUCGACUCGAAUUUCAUGUGAAUGUUAACUCAAUAAGGUACAAAUGUUAAGAAGACGUCAUGGCCGGAAUAUGAAAAGAUCAAGACUCAAUCAACCAAUAAAGUCAGAUGUUGCUGGUGGGAUUUCAGGAUGCAUACCUCUCAACUCAACUCAGGUAUAAAAAAAAACAAAAAACAAAAUAAAAAAAUUAAAACAGAAAUCAUCAUCUCAACUCAGGUAUCAUGGAUUUCCUACUCUCAAGAACACCUCGUUCCACUAUCGAGGAUUUCAUCUUUCAUCACAUUCUCCAACUUACAUUGAGGACAAUGUAUCUCAAGUGUGGGGUGCAACUCAUGGUUAAUUAAACAAAUUUUGUGUACAAAGUAAUUUCUUUAGGAAGGUAAAAGGUGUGAUAAUUCUCUUUUUAAUGGCUAAUUUGUUUGAGAAAGGUUUGAGUAUUCACAAAAAAAAACUAUCCUUUUUUUAGAUUUUUUACAUUACUCUUUACUCUUGAAAACCAUUCCCAAAAUAAACCUUGUGACUAGGAAACACCAUCUUCUUCCAUUUCCAAAAAUGGUUUAAGUACAUCUCAAAUAUUCAAGAACCAUUUCGGAAAACAAGCCACCCCAUAUCUCAUCAAAUAAAUUGGGAUGAUCAAAAUGACUUUCAGUAAAUGCUUGUUGAGAACCAAUUCAAAUGAGUUAUUAAAAAAAAUCACGGUCUCUUUCAAGAAUUUCAACUGAUCCACUUCUAUACUGAAAAGUCAAACACACCAAAAAACCAUCCUACACACCCAAAAAGUCAUAGUCACAAUCCACUCAAGGGUAUAAGUAAUUUUUCUAAAUCUAAUGAUAGUUUUGUGUGUCUAAUAGAAAUUUGGUUUUGGACCGAGAACGAUAAAAGAGUUUACAAAUUUUUUACCUCUAUUAAAAUUAAAAUUAUUUUUGUUCAUAUAUUUUUGUUGAAACUAACCAAGGCAUCCAAAGGUGAUAACAUUGCUCGAGGACUAGCAACGCUCAAGUGUGAGGGAAUUUGAUAGCCAUUUUAUUUACUUGUGUUUAACAUAAGUAUUUAUAAGUAUUUGUUGAAGAAAAGAAGACAAUUUGAGAAAAUACCUUCAAAACGAGAGCUAAAGCAUAAAACAUUGUGAUGAACGGCUUUUGGGACCAAAAGGAUGACGUUCUGCCCAUAAUUUGAGUAUAACUUAUUGUAGAGAACUCGAAAUCACUCAACUCGAAUUUCAUGUGAAUUUUAACUCAACAAGGUACAAAUUUUAUGAAAACGUCAUGGUCGGAAUAUGAAAGGAUCAAGACUCAAUCAACCAAUAAAGCCAGAUGUUGCUGGUGGGAUUUCAGGAUGCAUACCUCGUAGUGUUUUAUCCAUAUCUUUUGAUUGGAUGACUAAAAUCAUGUCAUUAAAGUUUUGGUGGAUAGAUACUUCAUUAUCUACAACUUUGGUGAAGGUAUCAUGUCCAAAUUCAUAGCGAAACAUCCCCAAAAUCCCAAGACAAAACCGGCACCAGAAUUGCACCAAACCGGCGUCGGUCUGAUGAUUUUUGCACAAGGCACUAUCCAGUAGCUUACCCGGCGCCGGGUAGGCCUGAUGGCCAGCACCGGGUACCCCAUUUUUCCAGAUUUUGCUGCGCACAAUAAAGAACCGGCGCCGGGUAGGCCUGAAACCGGCGCCGGGUAGGUCGAUUCUGCACAAAACACAACGACGUGCUCCAUAUUUUUGAUGGGAAAACUUCACCUUCUUCAUGAUUUCAUCAAAUAUUUCUUCCCUUCCGAAUUGUUGGGCUCGAAUAGACCAAAAGAUGCCAUUACUUAGCCUAUAUAAAGCCCUCAAUUCAUCAUACAAAUACAUUCCAUUCCAUAUAUUAAUUCCUAGCUUUUAUAUUUUGUUCUUGCUAUUUUUCUUCAAGUUCUUGAGGAGGGAAGUUCAUCCUCCGAAAUCAUUGGUAUUUAGGUAUUGUUUCUUUUGUAAUUUCAUGUUCCAUUACAUUUCAUUAUUGUAUUGUGAUUAAUAUGAGCACUAGUAGCUAACUUCUUAGCUAAGGCUAGGGAUGAACUUCUAUGCCCACUAGGUGUUUGAUAAAAGUUCUAAAUCAUUGAUUGUUUAUGACUAUGGUGUACAACAUAGAAGUAUGUUAAAUUUAGUUUAUACUUGCGAUUAACGUUGAAGUCUAAACUAUGAACAUUAAAGGAUAAACAUAUAUAGUACCGGGAAUAGAAAUAUAUCCGGUCUUAUAUGAUACGGGUGUGAUGUCUUGAUAUUCAACGGGGUUUUCGGUAGAUGAAUGUAAGCCAUAACGGGACUUACACGUAACGAAAACCACGCUCUCGCGCCUUAACCAGAGUUGAGAAUAUAUUAGCGACAUCGUAUUUAUAAUUAUUGGCAAAGAACUAAUAUUCAACCCUAUUUAAGCAUUUAAGUGAUCCCCGAAGCCUUAGUUGUUGUUAUUAUUCAUCUUAAACUCAAAAUUAGUUAACAAUUAUCUUCGUGAACAAAAAGUGAAAAACCAAAAAUAUAAAACACAAAUCAAAAUCCCUGCACUUUACUCAUUUCUUCAUUUAAAGCUAUCUACUCUCGGACUUGAAUUAAACAACGUUUCCUUGUGGAUUCGACCCGGUAUUUUACCGGAAUUUAUUACUAUAUCAGCACUUGUACACUUGCAAGUUUAGCCCGAUCGGGUAACAUUAUUUAUUUUGCAAUGGAAGUUUAGAAUGUUAAUUGUGUCCUAUGAAUUCUAAAAUAUUUUAAAUUAUGCAAUAAACACCAUAAAUUUACAUUUUUGAAUGAAAUAAUAUUUGCCUAUGGUGCUAAAAUAACUUUUAUAUAAAGUUUGGGGUAUUUAAAUUACAUAUGAAAGUUUGGAGUGUUCAUCUCACACCCCUUCAAAGUUUGGGGUAUUUUAAUUAUUUUUCUCAUAAUGAUAUGGAUACAAAUAGUUACUAUAUUGCAUAUAUUGAAGUCUUGCUAACAUUUGAAUUUUUGCCGAAACUCAUAAUGGUACCAUUGUACCAACUGUUCAAUUUAAAUGUAAGUGUGAUACUGAUUUGAUUCAUUUAAAACUUAAGGUAAUAAAAUGCAUCAUUACUGACAAUUAAGAUAACAUUUAUGCAUUCUACCCCAGUGAUUCAUAUCUUGGAGAUAGUGACCAAGCAUUAAUAAUGUACAUCAAAACAUUUUAAAGUGUCAUUCUUUCUUUGUUCAUGAAAUAAUGUUUGGUAUAUCAUACUACGUAUGAAUCUGUCAAUUCUGAUAUUUCCAUGUCAAUGUCUUUUAGACAUUCUAUUUGAGAGAUGAGAUGCUUGCCAAAUUCUUGUUUUAUAAGAGAGCUUUCUCUAUGUAAUGUCUAUUUAUUUAUCCAUUUGUGACAAUUAUAAGUAGACAAGAAAAAUUAAGAAUGUCUCUAUUUAAUCAAAUAAAAAUAUCUCUAGUGAAUUCCAUUUUCCCUUAAAUUGUGUGCCACUAGUUGUUGGUAUUCUUUGUACUUUAUUUUUGUAAAAUAGUCAUCAAUUACACCACAUUGUUAUGUUUUAGAUUUUUGGUCUAAUUCUUUCUUUGUUUUAUAAAAAAUCAUUGAUUUUUAGUCAAUGAGCGCAAAAUCUUAAAAUAACUACAUCUCUAUCGACACAAAUAUUGUACUUCAUAUCAUAGUUGUUAGUGGCAGUGAUAAGUAAUAGUCUUUUGUUACUUGUGGAUAUACUAUCAUUAAUUGGUGUUACUCGGUGUGAUUACCGAAAGUAAUAGUGGUUCACAGGGUUGAUCACGAACCAUUGUCGAUGGUAGCGAAUUUCAGAGGUGGUGGUCCAUAUAUGGUAGAAUAAAUGGUACCUGAUAGUGACUGUGGUUGUCGGUGACUAAUAGUCAUUGGCAACGAGGGUGUCAACAACCUACAAUGACAAUGCUCAUUGAAGAGCCCGGUGGUCCAUGAUGGGAUCAUGAUGGUUUUGACAAUCAUUGGCAAUGGCAACGAUGAUCACUUGCGCCGAUGGCGGUUAAUGAGGCCAUAGUAGCUUAGUGACUAAGAGUAAUAAUUAAAAUAUUACUUGUGUCAGCAAUCUAUUACAAUGGUCACACCCGAUGAUUGUUAUCACUUAAGAGUUAAGGUGAUGAUUUGCCUAUGCAAGUGGUGGUUGCUAAUUGUGGCAAGUGGUUAUGAGGCUGCCUAUAAUAUAUGGGGCUACAAGAAUGAUGCAGAUGGACCUUGAACAAUGGUGGUAGGUAUUAAUGAUGGAUAUUGAUUUUUUGUAAUGACGAAAGUGGAAGGUAGCGAAAAAAAUUGAUAGAUCUAAGGGAUGAGGAUAUAUAAAUGCAUGAACGUUGUGAAACUUAUAAUGUUUAAUUGAUUGUGGAUUCCAUUUUUACCACAAUGUUCAAUCAAAUAAAGUAAUUAACAUUGUG